GAUCGUUUGGGUAACCUUGGUGUCAUUGAUGAGAAAUACGAUGUCGCGAUUUCAACUGCCUGUCCAGCAUUGAACAACUUCGUGGUUGAUUCUGUUGAAGUUGGACAAACUUGUGUCGAUCAUCUUAGAAAAAACAAUUUAGGCCGCGUCAUAUUCAUUCUUUUGAAUAAGCUACCUAUCAUGGAUAUGCGCCCGAUACAAACACCUGAAAAUGUUCCCCGUCUUUUUGAUCUUGUUAAGCCGAAAGAUGACAAGUUUAUCCCAGCAUUUUAUAGUGUGUUACAAAAUACUUUGGUAGCCGAAAAUCUACAACAAGCGAAAAGGAUAGCAUUUGGUAAAAAUCGAUGGCGCGUAGUGACUUUAAAUGGUGAAUUGGUUGACAAAUCUGGCACUAUGAGUGGCGGAGGUGCCCAAGUGUUGAAAGGUGCCAUGAAUCCAACAUUUUCUUCCGACAUAACACCCGAGACAAUAACAAAAAUAGAAAGAGAACGUAGUCACUUAGAAGUACAGUUGAGAGAAGUUGAUGAAAAAGUUAGUUCUUUAGAAUCUCAACUUCAAGAGAAAAAGGAUGAACUUCCUAAAUUAAAGUUUGAACUAUCAAAGUUAAAGAUGUCUGCUGAUGCUUGCGUAGAAAGUAUUACCGAUAAUGAAACAAGAAUAGUUGAGUUACGGCGACGAGAUAAUUUAAAUAUAGAUGAUACCAGGAAUAUGGGACAACUUCGAACAAAAAUUGAUCAUCUUACACAAGAAUUGGAUAGAUUGAAACGUCAACCUUCUAAAAUUGAAGAAGAGAUUAAUAUUUUGCAAAAUAAGAUUUUGGAAAUUGGGGGUGAUAAACUUCGAGCUCAAAAGGUUAAAGUAGAUCAUAUUAAAGAUCAAAUAGAUUUAACAAAUGAGCGAAUUACUAAGUCGCAAGUGGCCAAAUCAAGGGCGGAGAAGGAAAAGAUAAAAUUCGAAAAUUCUCUAGCAAAUAGUGAAAGAGAAUUAGAAGAAUUAAAUAAUGAGAUAGAAAAUAUUACAAAAGAAAUUCAACAGAAAGCCAAUGUUGCACGUUCCAUUCGUAUUAAAGCCGAUGAAGCCAAAUCUAAAUUGGAAAAUAAAAAAGAAGAAUUAGAUGAGAUCAAGGAAGAAUUUGAUGAAAAAGCCGAAAUUAUAAAUCAAAUUAGAGCAAUUGAGUUAAAAAUUCAAAACCAAAUAGAAGAUAGUGAACGCAAUUUGACAGAAAAUAAACAAAAAGAAAUUCAUUGGCGAAAAUGCCUUAGCAACCUUACACUUCAUGAAAUUGGGGGUGACGAGGAGCAAGAAUUUCAAAUCUAUACUGAUGAUGAGCUCCAUGAAAUGAACAAAGAUACAUUACAAGGAGAUAUUGAUAUUCUUAAAGAAAAAACCGAAAACGCCAACCCAAAUCUAAAUAUUCUGAAGGAAUAUAAGAUUUGUGAAAAAGAAUAUAUAUCUCGUCAAAAAGAUUUUGAAGAGAUUACUUUCAUACGUAAUGAACGUAAAGAGAAUUACAAUAAUUUAAGGAAGCAAAGAUUGGACGAAUUCAUGAAUGGAUUUAAUGUUAUUUCUCAAAAACUUAAAGAAAUGUACCAGAUGAUUGCACUUGGAGGAAAUGCUGAGCUGGAAUGUUGUGAUAGCAUGGACCCCUUUUCGGAAGGCAUAAUUUUUAGUGUUAUGCCGCCGAAAAAAAGUUGGAAAAAUAUCUCGAAUCUAUCUGGUGGGGAAAAGACGCUUAGCUCUUUAGCUCUAGUGUUUGCUCUGCACCAUUACAAACCCACACCCAUAUAUGUUAUGGAUGAAAUUGAUGCGGCCUUGGACUUUCGUAAUGUUUCAAUCGUCGCAAACUACAUUAAAGAACGUACGAAGGACGCACAAUUUAUUGUAGUUAGUCUACGUGAUAACAUGUUUGAAUUAGCGGAUCAUUUAGUAGGGGUUUAUAAAAUUGGUGAUCAGUCAAAAUCAGUUACAAUUAAUCCGCGUAAAUUUCAGGAUAUUACAUUAAGUAAAAAGUCUUGA
This is a messenger RNA of Funneliformis geosporum, 2016 nucleotides long. NCBI's taxonomy places the organism in Eukaryota, Fungi, Glomeromycota, Glomeromycetes, Glomerales, Glomeraceae. The record is from the annotation of a GenBank genome assembly.